Molecule: messenger RNA, 5863 nt
Organism: Strigops habroptila (Kakapo)
Lineage: Eukaryota; Metazoa; Chordata; Aves; Psittaciformes; Psittacidae
Gene: PECAM1
Product: platelet and endothelial cell adhesion molecule 1
Exons: 14
Coding region: 2252-4354 (700 amino acids)
Biological process (GO): cell surface receptor signaling pathway
Molecular function (GO): transmembrane signaling receptor activity
Source: RefSeq, a predicted model, not a curated record
CUGCAGUUGAAUUUACUUCUUGGAUUUUGGUUGAUACCAGCUAGAUUUUCCUCUCCAGGACGAAGGUGAGGGCUUAUCAAGAACACAACACUCUAAUUGGCCUGUGACAUCUUAUGGCACAUACUUUCCCUGGAGGGACAUCUCACAACAGCCUCAGGUUUUGGCACCAUUAAACCUUACUCCUGACCUAGUUCAUCCUAAAAGCUGGCCUUUCCACCUCAGGCUGAAACUAGCCUGGUUCCGUAUUGGCUCAAUCUGUAGGAUAUUAGCCCACACUCACUUUCCCCUUCCCUCGCAGUGGCUCAGAGGAGAGCCUUUGUCCCCUGUGGGAAAGACUGGUGUGGCUUUGCUGAGCUUUGUGUGUCCUGCUGAAUUCUUUUAUGGGGGAGAGGGGAAGGGGGAAAUCGCCUUCCUUCCUGUUUUUUGUUAUCAAUAGCAAAAGUUGGUGUACCUUUGUUCUCCACCUGCCAUGUGUCCUCCUUCUCUUUUCCUUUACCUGGCUCUGGAGACCAUUGCUGGCAACCAGCCAGACCAUCAGUCUUUUGUUGUGGUGUAUUUCAAACAGACUGGAUUAAACAGAACAAAUACUACUGCUAGUUAAACAGCUUACUUCUUAGUCAUUAGUUACUAUGACUAUUGUGCUCCCUCCCUGCAAAACAUAGCUACAUAGAUGCUCGUUCAUAUCGCCUAUACAUUGUUAAGGAGAUGAGCGUUUCCCUCCUGUUUCCUUUUGCAAAACACCCUGCUCAUGUGUGUAAUACAAGCAUUAAAAUACACAUAGAGCUUUAAACUAUUGUUUUUUGGGGGAAAAAAUACAGUUUUCAUUGACCUCAGGAGAAAAAAAGAAAAAAAGGAGGAUUUCAUACAAACACAGAAGCUUAUGAGAACUGUAAGUCUCAUUUAUAGGCUUCUGUGAAUGUAUUUAGUAUUGUUUUCAGCAGUGUUUUAACAAGCUUGGAAAAUGCUGCUGGAAGAAAAGGAAAGCAUUGAGUGUGUCUCAAAGGAAAGAAACUAAGGGAUUAAAAGUUGAACACUCAAUUUUCGAGAAUAACCAAGUCACUAUUUAGGGAGUUCUGGACACACAACUUGAGAAACACUUUUUGAAGGGCCAUGAUUUCAGUUCACUUUAUCAAGAGUAUAGACAAAGUCAGUGUUAGGGCUCAAGUGGAAUGACUUUAAGUCUGACUUGACAGUGGACUGAUAAACCUCAGUGGAAACUGAGGGCAGAAUGCUGAAGUAGAAUGUUUUGCAACUUUUCCUCCUCCUCUGAUCACAUUUGCUCAAUUUCUGCUUUCAGUGUUCUGGAUGCAGAAUUAAUCAUCCCUGAUUUCAGGCUGGCUGUCAUAUUGCCCCAUGGCAAAAGAGCUAACACAGAAGAGGUCAGAAGAUCUCUCAGGAAUGCCUGCUAGCAGAUUUAACUCUUGCUCCAGAGUAUUCUCCAUUUCACAUUGUGCCACUGCUGCUUCAGAUUUCUGCUGGGAAAUGAAACUCCAACCAGUUCUUUUCUUGGGUAUCUUUUGCACUGUCCUAACGACAUCAAAUUAAAUCUUGUGCAGUUCCAUGUUUUUGAUACAUAAUGGUAGCAUUAAGAUCUGCCUGUCAAUAUUCUAGUCUAACACAACAGUAGCUGUGGUUUCUGAUAUAAUUUAAAUUUAUUGUGCACCUUAUAGUAAAGCUGUUCUUUGCCACAGCAGAGAUGAGAGACCUGGAAAUGGAGGUAAAGGGGAAAAAUUAAUAAUUCUGUACGUCUAUUCUUUAAAAGAGUUCUCCAUGUCAGGGUGAAGGGAAAUAUUUGCUCAAGUAUCUGCUGAGGUCAAAUGGAAAAGGCAAUUUUUGUGUGUAAAUGGUUAAUUGUGACUUAAAAGUCCCCACAUUGACAGGAACUGCAGGAUAAAUGUCAUUGGAACUUCUUGUUUUUUUAAUACACCUUAAGAAAUUAAACAAAGCAAAUGCAUUUGGUGGCGCCCUCAGGAAAAGUCCAGUCACUUCCUGAACAGUAAUCUGCCUGUGAGCAGCAGAUACAUUCUCAUUGUUUGCCAUUUCCAGUUUCCAGUAAUGGGAACGAUUACUUGAUCCAGCCAGUUUUUGAAUAUCUGGGAAAACUUAUGUAUUUUAAUGGCAAAAUUUUAUCAGUUUCCAUAAAACAACAACAGAAAAACCCAUAACCUGUUUUUGGUACCUGGAGGCAUCACCUCUGAUGAUGAAUAUUGUUUUAUUUUGGAAUUAAGUGUGUGUGUUCUUCAGGAACGAGAUGUAUCUUGCUCUUCUGGUGAUUUUCUUGCAGUGUUCAGAACUUUACACUCAGGACAGAGUUUUUACUUUCAACACAGUUGAAAUCAAUGUUCAGCCAUCUGUCAAAGUCAAGAAUGGAGCUCCUAUGUCAAUUAUCUGCCGUGCUGAUAUUAGCAAAAGUACUGAUUUCCAGCUGAAGCAUAACUUUACAAUUUUUAAGGAUGGCAAGCUUGUGUUCCUGACUGUAUCGGAUGAAGAUGAUGCUCGAUAUGAAGUACCUAUGGCUAGAUCUUCAGAUACAGGAGAGUAUGAAUGUACUGUGGAAGCAGGUGGGAAGACAAAAUCAAGUAACUCCUUACAUGUGUGGGUAGCAGGAAUGACCAAGCCAAUCCUCACUGCUGAGAAAAAAGAAGUUUUAGAGGGUGAAGUUGUGAAAUUACGUUGUGAGCUACCAGAAGAAGUUCCUCCUUUAUAUUUCUAUUUCCGAAAGAUAAAGAUGAAUUCAACACCUAAAGAAAAGUAUGUCUUUGAAGCAUACAAAAAUUUUUCUGAAGUGGAAUUUCCUGUUGAAGAAGGAGAUAAUAUUUUACAAUUUGAUUGCUUUGGUAAGAGACAUGUACAACGUGAAUUUGACAGCUCAGAACACAGCAACAAAACACUUGUUACAGUCAGGGAACCAUUUAUAAAGCCUACUCUGAGUGUCAAGCCCUCAAAUAAUAUUACAGAAGGAGACAGAAUACAGCUUGAAUGCUCAACUGUGGUAGCCCGAAUGCGUGAUAUUGAAAUCAUACUCCAGAAAAACAAAACAAUACUGAACAGUGUACGAGAUGAGAAAGUUUUGAAGUACUCUGCAGUAGCUACUCCAGAGGACAGUGGUGAAUACCUGUGUAAGGUGGAGCAAGGGAGAGCAUCUAAGUCCACCAAAGUGAAUGUUGUUGUGUCAGAGUUAUUCCCCAAGCCAACACUGGCUGCUUCUAUGAAUAAGCUGGAUGAAAACAGAGAGCUAACUCUGAGCUGCAGCGUUAGUGGCUUUCGGAAAGCCAACUUCUCUGUGCUGCGGAGGACUUCAAAUGGUGAUGUCUUGUUGAAAACUUCUAGAAACUUGACAAUGAGAGUUAGUGUGAAUGAUACUGGAUCCUACAUCUGUAAAGCUGAAGUAAAAGGAAUAGUCAAGGAGAGCAAACCUGUAAGGAUAAAUGUUUAUGCUCCAGUCUCCAAGCCAACUCUUUCUGUUGCCAGUGGUUUACCAGAGGUGGUGUUAGGGAAGCCUCUACAGUUAAUCUGUCGUUCAGCGAUGGGAACACCACCAAUAACAUUCACAUUCUACAAAGGAAAUGAAAUGAAGAAAACAGUCAUUAAUGACACAUAUGCUACGUUCUUGGAUGAAAACAUUAGACAAAAUGACAGAAGGGGAUACAGAUGUGAUGCCAGAAAUAAUCACUCCAGUGGUGUGAAAACCAGCAAUAUUCUAAACGUCACAGUAGUAGUGCCAAUCAGGAAUGCCAGCCUGGGCAGUAUUCCGUAUGGAGAAGUGGAGGAAGGCAGUGAGAUUGCUUUUCUGUGCUCUGUGAAAGAGGGAUCUUGGCCAAUCCACUUCAGGAUUUUUAGAAAAACUGAUCGUGAUGUUCUUGUAUUUGAGCAAAGUGAACAUGCUGACAGAGUCAUGUGGCGCAAGGGCACGAUGAGCAGGCAGGACACGGGGACAUACUACUGCCUGGCUUCUAAUCGAGCCAAUGUGGAUGUGAAAAGCCAUCCAAUAACCAUCAGUGUCAUCUUAGCAUCUUGGCAGAAAGGAGUCAUUGUCGCGUUUGUCCUGAUACCCCUCGCAGGAGCCGUGACUCUCGCUUUAUGGUGGUUUUUGUGUAAGAAGAAAAAGGCUAAAGGACCAUCCAUGGAGAUGUCUGGUCCUGCCUUGGCUACUAACUCGACAAGUGAAAAACUGACAAGACAGCACAAUGAUGGAGACUACUAUUCAGGACCUGACCUUGAGGGUGCUGAGGUGGAGUACACUGAAGUCGAAGUAUCAACGCUUGAUCCUCACAAAGCUCCUGUACAGAAGGGGACUGAAACAGUUUAUAGUGAAAUCAGAAAAGCUAAUAAUGAGAACACAAGGGCAUCGUGAUGCUACUUAGAACUGUCAUCUCAAAGAUCAGCUGGGAGAAGAAAACAAGCCAAGAUGGAAAAUGUUGUGAAUGUUUCAAAAACUCUGCAGCACUUAUUUAUGAGUUUGCCGGGCUCUUCUUUUCAGAGUUUAUUUCCUUAGAGGGAACAAUAGAGAUGUCCCUAAAGCAUUUAAUGGAAAAAAUGACAAAUAAAAAUUCUAAUAGGAAAGUGGCUCUAGAAACCACUGACCUAGGUUCUCAUCUUUAAUUUCUCCUGCUAAUGCAAUUUUUCCUUUCUAGCCUCCAAUUCAUCAUGCUCUGAGGAAAUAAAAGGGGAAGCUACAGCUGAGGAAGUACCUUUCUAUAGUGCAGUAACUACUGUGAUGCCAGUAGGAUGUAGAAAUGUUUGAACUUGCUUUAAACUAGCUAACUUGGUUAUCAGUGAUACCCUAUUGUGGCAGAACAGAGCUCAGCACAGUUUGCCCCACCAUAUAUGUACUUUGACAUGACCUUGCAGCUUGCGCUGAACUCCCUGUGCUGCAGCAGCUGGACUGCUGGACCAGUCUUGGAUGUAACACUGCCAUGAGGGCCUAACGGAAGGGCGAGCUCUGGGCUCUCUAAAAACUUGAAUAACUGUUCAGAGAUUCAGUACUUUACCAAGUGCUUCUAUCAGUAGAGGCACAAAUAUUCUUUAUUCUUCACUAAAUUGCCUUUCCCCUUUAGACGUUCUGAUGCUUGUUUGUUACUUUGGUGUGAUGGGCCUUCGAGGAAUGAUUGUCCAUCACAGUCAUUUUGGAUGACGCAAAAUACCAGUCUUCAGGUGGGUGGAUAUGCUACACCCAGGUCAGUGAGUUUGUACCUGAAAAUCCUGUUAUGUAUAAUCCUUAUUCCUUUGAUUUUAGGAGAGAUCUGAAGUCAUAUUUGUGUCCAGUUUGUCCAGUAUGGAAAUCCAUACCUAUCCUUUUUCUCUAUUGUAUGAUAAACCACUAACAUGGAUCCAGUUGGGACCUGGAUCUAAUCUUUGCAGGCUGUGUUUAUCUCAGUUGCUUUACUUUACAAAAAGAAUACAGACCAAAAUAGAAAAAGUACUGUCCUCAACCCCUUAACCAGCUGGUCUUUGACACUACAAUUGCUCUCCUUUUCUUACUGCUGAUUAAAUCACUACAAGAUCUGGGCCACAGGUAAGAAGGUUCUCAUUUUAAUUAAGAAAUAGUGAAAGGGAGGACAGAGAUUUGUGUGUACAUAUAUAGUUACUGCUUUCAGCAUUGCAUCAAAGGCACAAAACCAGCAGGAAAUAUAAAAGGGUUUUAUAACCUCAUUCCAAACGUUUAAAUUUUCAAGCUCCAGUUACAGGCUAAUAUCUCUAAUUUAUUGUUCCUAUGCAAACGUUGUUUGUAUCAUAAGCCUUUGACAAAUGACUGACUCUUCUGUUGACAAAUGUUCUUUCCAGCAUCCCAUGAGUGUCCAUACAAAUGCAUUAGUAUAAGGAAUGUGAAAAGGUAUUUUAAUAAAGAAAUCUUUGAAUUGAA